This is a messenger RNA of Eufriesea mexicana, 1237 nucleotides long. RefSeq names its product syntaxin 5 (gene Syx5). Gene Ontology annotation, molecular function: SNAP receptor activity; SNARE binding. Gene Ontology annotation, cellular component: SNARE complex; endomembrane system; Golgi membrane. The record is from RefSeq and is a predicted model, not a curated record. Gene Ontology annotation, biological process: intracellular protein transport; endoplasmic reticulum to Golgi vesicle-mediated transport; vesicle fusion. The transcript is spliced from 5 exons. Bases 137 to 1237 code for a protein of 366 amino acids. Lineage: Eukaryota; Metazoa; Arthropoda; Insecta; Hymenoptera; Apidae.
AUACAAAGUACACCUGUCAUGUGGACGUGUCCGUUUCAAUCUGUUGAUACGUUUGCUAGAAAAUAUUUUAGAUAGAUAAGAAAUACGUGUUUUUAAAAUCGUAAAAGUGUAAAUCCGUAAAUAAAUUGAGAAUGCAAUGCCAGCACGUAGACGACACGUUGGCUCCGAGGUAGACCAUGAUUUCGUGAUCACAACCUCAAACAAUUCUUGGCGGAGCAGCACUACAACUCAACAGUAUAACCAUGAAAGUGAAGGGUGUGAUUUAACGGAAAACGAAAGAAAGCAAGCAAAUAUCACACCACCAACAAUGACAUCGCGCGACAGGACUAAUGAAUUCGUAAAUGCCAUCCGAACGAUGCAAAGCAGAACCGCAGCACGAGCAGCGGUUUUACAAAAUCCUCGCCAAGCACGUCAAUUACAGAGUUAUUCGAAUUUUAUGAUAAUGGCUAAGAGUAUUGGAAAGAAUAUAGCCAGCACGUAUACGAAACUAGAAAAGCUUGCUCUAUUGGCAAAAAGGAAGUCUAUAUUUAAUGACAGACAAGUGGAAAUUGAAGAAUUAACAAAUAUUAUAAAAACAGAUUUAAAGUGUUUAAAUCAUCAAAUAGGAAAUCUACAAGAACUUAGUAAACAGCAACGGGAAGAAUAUGGUGCAUCUCAAAGUCAUCACAUGGCAUCGCAUUCAUCUUCAAUUGUUAUGGCCCUACAAUCAAAACUGGCAAACAUGUCAAAUCAUUUUAAAAGUGUACUUGAAGUGAGAUCAGAAAAUAUGAGAGAGGAACAAAGUAGAAGACAACAGUUUACACAAGGAUCUGUAUCCACUAUGUUACCGCCAAGUGUUGCUGGAAAACAGGGUUCGUUAUUAUUCCAAGAACAAGAUUCUGCUUCUUCUGUAGUUAUAGAUCUGGAACCAGGAAUGGGACAAUUAACAAUGCAACAAGCAAUCCAAGAUGACACUGAAGCAUAUAUUCAAUCAAGAGCAGAGACAAUGCAAAGUAUAGAAUCUACCAUAGUUGAACUCGGAGGAAUUUUUCAACAAUUAGCACAUAUGGUUAAGGAACAAGAGGAAAUGGUAGAAAGGAUAGAUAGCAAUAUAGAAGAUACAGAAUUGAAUGUGGAAGCAGCACAUGCAGCAAUCUUAAAAUAUUUUCAAUCUGUAACUAACAACAGGUGGUUAAUGAUAAAAAUAUUCGCGGUCCUUAUAUUUUUCUUUAUAUUUUUUGUAGUGUUUUUGGCAUAA